This is a messenger RNA of Mycena citricolor, 858 nucleotides long. NCBI's taxonomy places the organism in Eukaryota, Fungi, Basidiomycota, Agaricomycetes, Agaricales, Mycenaceae. The record is from the annotation of a GenBank genome assembly.
UGUCCCGAGGAUCAGAGUCCCCGGAAAUGGAGCAGAAACGAGCUCCAACGCACCCAAUAGGCAUUCCCCAUGCGCUUCCAUUUCAUGCUCCCACCGAAAUCGGGUAUGGUGAAUUUCGACGGUGCACUGCGGCAAUCAGUGAGCAUGGUGGAGAGGGGGCCAACGUGAUGUGGCGCAGCGACGCACCUCAGCAUGACAACUGCACCAACACACCCAACGUCGCCCGCGUCUUGUCCUUGGGAUCCGAGCGCAGUAUGCUUGUCGACGUCCCCGAGGUGCGAAUCACAUACAGCGGAUUCUGCGAUACAUCGUCCUUGACGGUGGAGUCAAGAAAAGAGACGGAGGAGAGCUUGAGAGUGACGCGGGGGGUCUUAUUGUGAGCGACUUCCUCGAAGAUUUCUGUUCUUCGCAGGUACGGGACGACAGAGGAAAACACGGAGACACGCGGUGUUCGAGGUGGGUCCGCGAGACGUGUCGUGGACUUGCGCUCGGAAAACGGCGACGAGGACCGGGACAUGGACGUCAAGGGGAAAGGACAGAAACCAGGAUGUGUACAUCACACAUUCGAUGGCGGGGAGACGGCAUAUGGGACACCGGAGAUAACCAUGCAUGAUGAGACUUGCAUCUGGUUCUUCGAAUCUGAUCAACCUCAUCACAAUGCCCUCCGUUUCAGGCUUAGAGUGCCUUGCUAGUUCCAGAUACAAAGUAUAAAGCGAGGAGAGGCGCUAAAAAGCAGGCGGUGCAGAUAAGUUUGUGGUACCCAUAAUUCGCAGCUGGCAUCAGGACUAGAAAGAGAGUGAGAAUCAUACAUGGUCGUAAUGAGGCUGACAGGUGUAUUCCCAGUGCGAAACCAAUCAG